This is a messenger RNA of Paramuricea clavata, 2682 nucleotides long. Lineage: Eukaryota; Metazoa; Cnidaria; Anthozoa; Malacalcyonacea; Plexauridae. The record is from the annotation of a GenBank genome assembly.
AUGAGAAAUCUAAAACAAGACGAUUUUCCUGGUAGAUCUCGAUUAAGACCUGAUGCUUUCGUUCUUGAAAAUUACCAAAGGAUAAGAAGGAGAGGAAACGAUUACGGAGAUAGAAUUGCAAGUAAGCGAGGACAAAAACGUAAAAAAAGCAACGAAAGAAUUGAGAGCACAAGACGUGAUGUUAAGAAGCAGAAGGUGAACGGCAAUAAGAGGAAAGAAAACAAAUUCGAGGCGAAGGAAAGACGUGAACAGUUUUCAAAACCUGCUACAAAUCCUGCUGUUAAAGUAAAGGAUCUGUCCAACUCAGAUGAAGAUGCUGAAACAGAAAAGAAUUAUUCAACGGUGCAAGAAACAUGGGGAAAGAAGGACCCACUCACACCUAAACGAAAUCCAAAAAUCAGCCAGUUUCAACAAUCUCCAACCAUGCAAUUAAGUAAAAAAAAACAACGAAAGAAUUGAGAGCACAAGACGCGAUGUUAAGAAGCAGAAGGUGAACGGCAAUAAGAAGAAAAAAAAUAAAUUCGAGGCGAAGGAAAGACGUGAACAGUUUUCAAAACCUGCUACAAAUCCUGCUGUUAAAGUAAAGGAUCUGUCCAACUCAGAUGAAGAUGCUGAAACAGAAAAGAAUUAUUCAACUGUGCAAGAAACAUGGGGAAAGAAGGACGCACUCACACCUAAACAAAAUCCAAAAAUCAGCCAGUUUCAACAAUCUCCAACCAUGUCAUUAAGUAAAAAAAACAACGAAAGAAUUGAGAGCACAAGACGUGAUGUUAAGAAGCAGAAGGUGAACGGCAAUAAGAAGAAAGAAAAUAAAUUCGAGGCGAAGGAAAGACGUGAACAGUUUUCAAAACCUGCUACAAAUCCUGCUGUUAAAGUAAAGGAUCUGUCCAACUCAGAUGAAGAUGCUGAAACAGAAAAGAAUUAUUCAACUGUGCAAGAAACAUGGGGAAAGAAGGACCCACUCACGCCUAAACGAAAUCCUAAAAUCGGCCAGUUUCAACAAUCUCCAACCAUACCAUUAAGUAAAACUCCUGACGUGAAAAAGAAAAAUAAUUUGAAAAAGAAACCAUCUUCAGCAUUUUUCAAUUUUUUACACAGCAGAGGGAAAAAACAUCGAGCAGCUGAACGUCGGAAAAUCCCUGAACUGGCUAAAGAGGCUGGUGAGUUAUGGCGACAUUUGCCGCAGGGAGAUAAAGACAGAUUUAAGGAAACAUCCGAGAAAGAAGGAACUAAAGUUAAAGAAUUUCAACCGGGAAAAAUAAAGAAUCCAUCAAAAAAGGGACAUUUAAAUGAAAUGAAUAGAGAAAAUGGUCAAAGUGUACAAUCUAAAGGUGAAAGAAAUGUAUCUUAUCCCAGUUCAAAUCAAUACAGAGGGCUGAUAAACAAAGCAAAUCAUUGCUGGAUGAACUGUCUAGUGCAAUGUCUAAAUGCUUCAAAUAUGAAAGAGUUUCUUUUCUCCCUUUGUAGCCCAACAAUUCAUCCACUUAUUGAUGCUUUAGUAAAUACACUAAAGAAGCUUAAUGGAAACAAUCAUCAACCGUACUACCCUGGCAAGCUAUACAAAUCGUUUAUUAAUGAGUUUGGUUAUGUUCAAGGACGGCAGUACGAUAUCCAUGAGAGUUUGACCUCUUUAUCUUCCGUAAGUCUAUCAGACAACAGCAAGAUUGCCGAUCUUUUUUCAGGUUUACAUCAGUAUGAUAAAACCUGUCUCAAUUGCUACAAAAGAGAGAAUAUACAUGCCGAGAAAUUUUUCUCUUUUUUUAUUCCUUUGGAUCAAGAUAUAACCAACCUUGUAGAUAGUUUACACGACAGCCUCACAGAUGUUGUAGAAAUGUUCUGUGAAGUAUGUAAUAAACAGACACACCACUUCAGAAAUGGUUAUCUGUUAGAAUUACCAACAACCUUGGUGGUGACCUUUAAAAGAUUCCAAAUAGAUGAAGAUCAGAGAGAGAAGAAUCACGCUACAGUAUCUCUACCCAGGCACUUCAGCCUCAAUGCUGGCGAAAACUAUCGACGUUAUAACUUGACAUCAUGCGCAUUACAUUAUGGACAACGUAUCGACUGUGGACAUUACACAGCUGUUGUAUUCGAUGAAAACAGUGUGUUGGAAAUCAACGACACAGUAAUCAAAGAUGUUUCGUCUUACUGGGAGGACUUUGUGGCAUCUACAGUUUAUGUAGCAUUCUAUUCAGUCAUAAAAGAAACAACAAACGACGGUCGUCAUUCAAAACACAAUAAGGAUGAUAGUGGUAAUUCCGGAAAGAAGGAUGAUGCGCCCAAAUACAGGCAUACCAAUGAAAAUGAUUGUGAUGAAUGUGAGCAGCAAGGUGAAACCUGUGCCCAACCAGAGAACAACAACAGUUCCCCAAACGAAGAACAAAUUUUCCGCCUAUGGGAUGUAAGUAACAAAGAUACGAAGAUAUGUACAAUGACAAAAGAUGGCUAUGAUUUAUAUGGAAAGGACUUCAAGUCUCUAGAAUAUCCUUUAAUUAACAAGUCGUAUAUCGUUCCAAAUACAGGAUGGCUCAAUGAUGCAGUAGUUGAUGCAUACCUGACAUUGUUAGUUAAAGAAUGCGCCAAAAAUGGCACACGAUACUUUGCAUUCAAUACCCAAUUCAUUACAAAGCUUCGCUGCAUUUGUUCGCCUCGUAGACAGAAGGAAUUCCAUACCAUGAUAUCAAG